Molecule: messenger RNA, 1690 nt
Organism: Morus notabilis
Lineage: Eukaryota; Viridiplantae; Streptophyta; Magnoliopsida; Rosales; Moraceae
Product: pseudouridine kinase
Exons: 9
Coding region: 80-1432 (450 amino acids)
Molecular function (GO): kinase activity
Source: RefSeq, a predicted model, not a curated record
GCCAGACUUCAGAGGUUCAACAGGAAAAAAGAAAAAAAAAAAAAAAAAAAAAGAAACUUGAUAGUUUAUUAGUCGGCUUAUGUUUAAAGUUAAACUCUUAACACACUGUGUGUCGAAUCCGAAAGAAACGAAAGCCCGAAUGGAGGAGAGCAGUGCUCGGAGAAGAUUGGAUUGUAUUACUCGUCACCUUUCACUUCCCCAUAAACCCAACAAUGUUUUUCAGCCGGCGUUAUUAAGUGGUGGACAAUUGAAAAAUUCGGAAAUGGAACCUGUGAUCAUAAUAGGGGGUAUGGUGUUGGACAUCCAUGCCACUCCUUCAAUCUCCGCAGUUCCCAGAACCACUACUCCUGGGAAGGUAAAUUAUGUACUAGGUGGUGUGGCAAGAAAUGUUGCCGAGUGCAUGUCAAAGCUUGGAACAAAACCUUUCAUGAUUAGUGUUGUGGGUUUUGACAUGGCAGGAAAUUUAUUGUUGGAACACUGGAAAUCCGCUGAACUAUCUACAAAAGGAAUUCUGAAGCGGCAAGAUAUCAACACUGCUGUUGUAAGCAAUAUAUUUGAUAACAAGGGAGAGGUGAGCGCUGGAGUUGCGAGUGUGGAAGCUAUUGAAAAAUUUCUUACACCUGAGUGGAUCCAGCGAUUCAAGAGCAAUAUACUUUCAGCUUCUGUGUUGAUGGUCGAUGCAAAUCUGAACCUUCAAGCUCUGGAAGCUUCUUGUCAAAUAGCAGCAUUGUCUAAGAUUCCUGUAUGGUUUGAACCUGUAUCAGUUGCAAAAUCUAGAAGAAUUGUGUCAGUUGCCAAGUAUGUAUCAUUUGCUUCUCCUAAUGAAUAUGAACUUGUUGCUAUGGCGAAUGCUUUAUCUGGUGGAAACAUGUUUUCCUAUUCUCCAAGUCAAAGGGACAAUAGCAGGGAUAAGUUGUAUAUAGAAUCUUUGUUCCAGAUGCUAAAACCUGCAAUCUGGGUUCUGCUUGAAAAUGGUAUCAAAAUUGUUAUUGUGACCCUUGGUCCGGACGGAGUAUUCUUAUGCUCUAAAGGAGGUCCAAGGUCAAUGGGAAUCAUUCAUGAAGAAAUCAAAAGAAGUUAUGCCAAUGGACACUUAUACAAAACUGUGACUGCAGCCUGUCCAUUGAAUCGGACCCUCAAUUCUCCCAAGACUGAGAGCAGCUCUCUUCUAUUUGCCGUUCAUUUUCCAGCGGUUCCUGCAACGGUCAUGAGGCUUACCGGAGCUGGUGAUUGCUUAGUUGGUGGCACACUUUCUUCUAUUUGUGUCGGUUUGGACAUUAUGCAAAGUGUGGCAGUUGGCAUCGCAGCUUCAAAAGCUGCUGUUGAGGCAGAGACUAAUGUUCCCCGCGUUUUCAAUUUGGCUGCAAUCGCAGAUGAUGCAAGGUUGGUUUUCUCUGCAGCUAAAGUUGUGUGCCAUGAAUCCAUGCUCUGAAUUUUGCAAGUUUUCAGCUGUGCAAGCUGCCAUAGUUCAGAUUUCUUUCGCCCAAGAACCGAGAAAUCAUGUGCUCAAGAACGAUGAGGAAAGUACAAAGAACGAGAAAAGUGGCCCUUUUUUCUUCUUUUCAUUACUCAGUAUACUUCUUUGUGAUUCUAAGGAAGAGAAAUGCUAUCGUCUCUGGGUAAUAAUCAUCGUUAUUUUACCUUGAGAAAAAUUGUGCCAUUAUUGUACAGUUAAAAAGAACUUUUAAUU